Messenger RNA from Phlebotomus papatasi, 378 nucleotides. Its product is annotated as transmembrane inner ear expressed protein. The coding region runs from base 1 to 378 and encodes 125 amino acids. The transcript has 3 exons. Lineage: Eukaryota; Metazoa; Arthropoda; Insecta; Diptera; Psychodidae. The record is from RefSeq and is a predicted model, not a curated record.
AUGCUCAGUUGUCUGCUGUCCACGAUGAACGACGAGCCAGAUUGGCUGGAAAAGGAGGCUCUUGGUGGUUUUCGCUGGUGGCAGUUGAUAUUUUUGUGUGUCUCCGGAGCUCUGAGCUUUAUCAUUGUCUUGUGCUGUUGCUUCCGAUUUCGGAUUCCAAGGACAAAGCAGGACAUUGAGGCUGAUUAUCAGCGAAGAAAAAUUGCCAGGAAAUUCAGGGAACGCCUAGCGUGUAUUCACAAUUCCGAAAUGGAUGACAUGGAUCUGCAGAAAGCCAUUGAGCGAGUUCGUGCGGAUUUUCUCGGGCCCAUUGACGCCACUUCCGGAAAAGUCAACAUUUUCGACGGCAAGUCACCCAAAAAUGGUGUUCGGGUUUGA